UACAUUGUAUAUAUAGUUAAUGUUUUUAUAGGAAGCUUCAUAAUCAAUUGUUUUCAAUUUCAACUACCCCAUCAACAAUAUGUUAGCAAUAUCAUCACCUUCUUUGUUCUCAUCAAUUGGAUGGCCCUUUGAAGAGCCCAUAAGCCAUAACCAGCAUCAAAAUCACUUCUUCAGAGACACUUCUGAUCAAUUAUUUCACUUUCAUCAUCAACUUGACCCCGAAAAUAAUUCAACUGAUCCAUCACAGGCUACUAGUAGCGACCUUAACAUGGUGAAGAAGCUCGUUCAUAACGCUAGUGAGCGCGAUCGUCGCAAGAAGAUCAAUAAUUUGUAUUCUUCACUUCGUUCACUUCUUCCAUUGUCCGAUCAAAUGAAGAAGUUGAGCAUUCCAUUAACAAUUUCAAGAGUCUUGAAAUACAUACCGGAGUUACAGAAACAUGUGGAAGGACUGAUUAAGAGAAAGGAAGAGAUCUUAUUCAAACUCUCACCGAAACGAGAUAAUCAUGAGGUGAAGAAUCAUGGUCACAACUCAGGUUUUGUGGUUUCAAGUUGUAGGCUCAAUGAUAGUGAAGUUAGUAUUCAGAUUUCAUGUUACACUCUCCACAUGGUUCCACUAUCUGAGAUCUUGUUCUAUUUUGAAAAUGAUGGGUUUCUGCUUCUAAAUGUUUCUUCCUCUGAGACAUUUGGAGGAAGAGUCUUCUAUAAUUUGCAUUACCAGAUGGAUAAAACAAAGAGAUUAGAAUCAGAUGAUAUAAAUGAGAAGCUCUUAUCAAUAAUGGAGAAGGAGGGGAAGUUUCAUGUCAAUAAAAGUUAGUUACAUUGGUUUUCAUUUUUGAUGAUCAAAUGAACUCAUAUGUCCAUUUUAUAUGAUGUAUGAAAAAUUGUGUGUAUAAUUUAGCUCAUAUGUCCCUUCUAUUUAAGUCACAGUUAAUAUUAACUAGUAUUCAUGUAUUCAAUUUUUAUAUUUUAAAUUUUUUGUGGUUAUGUUAAUCUUUUUUCUAUUUACUAGUUUAUGUUAUUUUCUUAUUUUUGAUUUGGUUUCGAUUAGGUUGAGAGAGAGGUUAUUUGAGAGAUGGUUAAAAUUGAAAUCUUCUUGAACCUGUUAGAUGAGAAAAGAGAAUGGUUGCUAUCUCCUUCUUUUAUUCAACAAAGUAUAUAAUAAUUCCCUAUUUUCUUUAUCAUUAAAUUUGAAUAGUGUAUUUAUUAAAAAUAUAAUACGUGACAAUUUCUUGUUGUGUAUGUUUGUUAGAGAUUUUUAAGGUUAUUGCAGUGUUAGAGCAAACUUAGCAAGAGAUGAUGAAAAAGUAUGUACAUGGUGUUUAUGCACAAUGAAUUGGAUCUCUCUUGAGUUUUAAAGCUUAGAGCUUUCGGGUGUGGGAUAGGUGAGGAAAUCAAAUCCACUUCCUCCACAUAUUCUCCUUAAUUCCCUCAGUGAAUAGUGAUUCCUCCCGACUAAUAGGGAGAACGAUUUGUCACCCCCACUUUGAUGGUCUCUUUUGACUAAUAUGUGUGAUGUAACACCCUAAUUUUUCGAGUUUACUUUACUAAUAGGGUGUCAUAUAUUCUCAUCAUACAACAUUUUUAAAACUUAAAUUAUAAACAUUUUAAACAACAUUUCAUAGUCUCAAAUAGAAUUAGCUUCAAAUUUAAUGAAAUAUUAGUCUUAUAACAAUUUAACAAUAAGCAGAAUAAAGAAAUAAUGAUCACAUCCCAAGUGUUACACUAUCAAAACGACACCAAAUACUAAACAGAACGCAAAAAAUGAUAAACAAAGAAAGCACGAGUCAUCUUCCACUCAACAACAUCUAAGGCUUCUCAGUCUCUCUUGAGUAUCUCCAUCAUAGGUGUAAAGCUGACACAACAAGAAAAUAAAGGGGGUGAUAAUAUGCUCAAAAUAUGUAAGCGGU
Vicia villosa (hairy vetch) is the source of this 1907-nucleotide messenger RNA. Its product is annotated as transcription factor ORG2-like. Gene Ontology annotation, cellular component: RNA polymerase II transcription regulator complex. The record is from RefSeq and is a predicted model, not a curated record. Bases 80 to 814 code for a protein of 244 amino acids. The transcript has 2 exons. Lineage: Eukaryota; Viridiplantae; Streptophyta; Magnoliopsida; Fabales; Fabaceae. Gene Ontology annotation, biological process: regulation of transcription by RNA polymerase II. Gene Ontology annotation, molecular function: protein dimerization activity; RNA polymerase II transcription regulatory region sequence-specific DNA binding; DNA-binding transcription factor activity, RNA polymerase II-specific.